Molecule: messenger RNA, 1528 nt
Organism: Ipomoea nil (Japanese morning glory)
Lineage: Eukaryota; Viridiplantae; Streptophyta; Magnoliopsida; Solanales; Convolvulaceae
Product: malonyl-coenzyme:anthocyanin 5-O-glucoside-6'''-O-malonyltransferase-like
Exons: 1
Coding region: 22-1419 (465 amino acids)
Source: RefSeq, a predicted model, not a curated record
AAAUUCACAUCAACCAUAAAUAUGGCUCAAUCAUCAUCUCCACUACCCACCUACGCCGCCGUGCUUGAGCAAUGCUCAGUAGCGCCGCCACCGGGAAAAGUCGCCGCCUUUUCUCUUCCUCUGACAUUUCUAGAUCUACAAUGGCUGCAUUCCUCCCCUGCCCAUCGCCUUAUGUUCUACCAACACGCCGUCUCAAGAACACACUUCAAAGAUACUAUCAUUCCCCAUCUCAAAACUUCCUUCUCCAUCGCCCUCCAAUAUUUCCCUCUCAUAGCAGCCAAGUUGGCCGUUCCUUCCGACUAUUCCACCCCGCCGGAAUUUGUAUACAGUGACGGUGACGGCGUUUCUCUUGUAUUCGCCGUGUCGGACGAUAAUAGCGGCCGUUUUGAUUGUUUAUCGUCCAACCAUGCAAGAAACUGUAACGAAUUUUAUCCCCUUAUUCCCACGUUACCGUCAGUUCGACGUGGUAUGUUUGCCGCCAAAGUGACGCUAUUCCCUGACGCCGGAAUUUGCGUCGGAAUCGCCAGCUACCAUGUAGCCGGAGACGAUUGUAGUAUAUUUGGGUUCAUGAAGGCGUGGACUGCGCUUUCUAUACUCGCACACAAAUCGUCACCCCUUUCACUUUCCGAUGAAUAUCUGCCGUUUCUGGAUAGAACCGCCAUUAUUGAAGACCCUAAAGGACUCAAAACUCUGGCGUGGAACCAAAUGAAGCAUGUCAAGAUUAACGAAGAAGACGCUGACGACGACGGUGUUCCCUAUGCUGACGUCACCGGCAAGGCACGUGCCACGUUUAUCGUUACACGAAACGACAUUCAAAAACUGAAAAAUCACGUGAUCUCAACAAAAGUAGUACGACGACAACCGCCGUCCUCGUUCGUGGUGACGUGUGCGUACAUGUGGGUCUGCUUGCUGAGGUCACAAUGCAUCAAAGAUGACGACGACGAUGACGACACCGUGUACUUCGUUUGUGCAGCGGAUUGUCGGGCGCGUUUAGACACGCCAUUGCCGGCGAAGUAUUUUGGAAACUGCAUCGUGCCGUGCAUAGCACGCGCGAAGGCCAGGCGGCUUGCGGCGGAGGAAUGCGGCCUUGCGGCGGCGGCGGAGGCGAUCGGGGACGCCAUUGAGUGGCAGUUGCAGGGCGAGGAGGGGGUGCUUAGAGGAGCCGAAAACUGGAUGAGUUUCUUCGGUACAGUGAAUCAUGAAAAAAUCCUGAGUGUUUCUGGUUCUCCCAGAUUUGACUAUUAUGAAAUGGAUUUUGGGUGGGGAAAGCCCAAGAAGACAGAGAUUACUUCCAUAGAUACAGGAGGAUUCCAUGUCGGGUGCGCUAAGGAAUCCUCGGAUAUUGAGAUUGGUGUGUCUGUACCUGCGACCAAAAUGCAUCUUCUCAAGACUCUUUUCGAUGAGGGCCUUCAAGCUUGAAUGUUUAUAAACUGAUUUAAAAUCCCAGUCUUUAUAUUCCUGAAGUUGUUUGCUAUGCACUACAAUAAUAUAUACAUUAUCCUAUACUGUAUUUUGUAACGUUUGACAA